This is a messenger RNA of Tachysurus fulvidraco (yellow catfish), 7504 nucleotides long. RefSeq names its product patched 1 (gene ptch1). Gene Ontology annotation, molecular function: smoothened binding; hedgehog receptor activity; hedgehog family protein binding. The transcript has 24 exons. Gene Ontology annotation, cellular component: plasma membrane. The coding region runs from base 360 to 4706 and encodes 1448 amino acids. Lineage: Eukaryota; Metazoa; Chordata; Actinopteri; Siluriformes; Bagridae. Gene Ontology annotation, biological process: smoothened signaling pathway. The record is from RefSeq and is a predicted model, not a curated record.
CCUCAACACACACACACACGCGCACACACGCGCGCACACACAGGAACUCAUAAGCACAAAACACAGAAUGCAUCGGCCGCGGCGCCGUCGUACCUCGCGUUACAGAAAGCGCUUUGGCUUCUGAAUUUCUUUCUGCUUUUUUUGUUUAAAGAGAAAAACUGUGAAUGCGAGAAUAAUCGGAGUCGUCCGGAUUCGCGAAAUGUUGCAAUGGAAGGCGCCGCUUCUGACUCUGCGUGCCAAACAGGAGCAUGAAGCACUUUGUGGCUCUGCGAGCACCGACAGAGAAACGCCGUUUUCUUCGGAUAUUCAGCGACGCUUGCGGGCCGAUCGACUAGUGCCGAGAGCGAGGACAGGACAACAUGGCCUCGGCUGGUAACGUCUCCUUCGAUCAGGAACACGGGGAUCCCGAUCGGCCGAGGGUGACGCGGAGGACCAGACGGAGCGCUCGCGCAGCCCCGCCGGACCUGGAGUACUUACAGCGGCCGAGUUACUGCGAUGCUGCGUUCGCGCUUGACCAGAUAUCGGAGGGGAAGGCGACUGGAAGAAAAGCACCGCUGUGGCUGAGAGCAAAGUUUCAAAAACUUUUUUUCAGACUCGGCUGUUACAUACAAAAGAACUGUGGAAAGUUUUUAGUUGUGGGCCUUUUAAUAUUCGGAGCUUUCGCUGUUGGUUUGAGGGCAGCUAAUCUGGAGACUAACGUGGAGAACCUCUGGGUGGAAGUGGGUGGCAGGGUAAAUCAGGAGCUGAAAUACACACGGCAGAAGAUCGGUGAGGAGGCCAUGUUUAACCCUCAGCUAAUGAUCCAGACUCCACGGCAGCACAGUGCUAACAUCCUGACAGUGGAGGCACUUAAGCAGCACCUGGACUCUGCCGUUAAAGCUAGCAGAGUGCAUGUUUACAUGUACAACAGGAAAUGGAAAUUAGAACAUUUAUGCUACAAAUCAGGAGAAUUCCUCACAGAAGAGCAUUUCAUCUACCAGAUGAUUGAGAACCUGCAUCCUUGUUUGGUCAUCACUCCUCUGGACUGCUUCUGGGAAGGUGCUAAGCUACACUCAGGCAUUGCCUAUCUCCCUGGUAGACCCCCUCUGCAGUGGAUGAACUUUGACCCAAUGGCAUUGAUUGCCGAUAUGCAGACCAUAACCAAAGUUGUGGGCAGUUGGGAAGAAAUACUGGCCAAGGCUGAGGUUGGUCGUGGCUACAUGGACCGUCCCUGCAUCAACCCUGCUGACCCAGACUGCCCAUUAUCAGCUCCCAAUAAGAACUCUACACAGCCACUGGAUAUUGGCCAAGUUUUAACCGGUGGCUGUCAUGGGGUCUCUAAGAAGUAUAUGCACUGGCAGGAGGAACUCAUCAUUGGAGGAACCACAAAAAACAAUAGCGGCAGGCUUCUCAGUGCCCAGGCGCUUCAGACCAUGUUCCAGCUUAUGACCCCUAAACAGAUGUAUGAGCACUUUAAGAGCUAUGAUGGAGUCACGCACUUGAACUGGAACGAGGAGAAAGCGGCUGCCAUCCUGGAAGCUUGGCAAAGGAAGUACUCUGAGGUGGUCCAGCAGAGUGUGUCAAUCAACUCGUCUCAGAAAGUACUGACGUUUACCACUACAACUCUAGAGGACAUCCUUAAAUCCUUCUCCAGUGUCAGCGGAAUCCGAAUAGCCAGUGGUUACCUGCUAAUGCUUGCCUAUGCGUGUCUGACCAUGCUGCGCUGGGACUGUGCCAAAUCCCAGGGAGCAGUGGGGCUGGCUGGAGUGCUGCUGGUCACACUGUCCGUCGCCGCCGGCCUUGGCCUCUGCUCUCUCAUUGGCAUCUCUUUCAACGCUGCUACCACUCAGGUGCUGCCAUUCCUUGCUCUUGGCGUGGGAGUGGAUGAUGUCUUUCUUCUUGCUCAUGCCUUCAGUGAAACCGGCCAAAAUCGGAGAAUCCCAUUCGAGGACCGUACAGGUGAGUGCUUGAAGAGAACCGGGGCCAGCGUGGCUUUGACCUCCAUCAGUAACAUCACCGCUUUCUUCAUGGCCGCCCUCAUCCCUAUCCCAGCACUACGGGCAUUCUCUCUACAGGCUGCUGUUGUGGUGGUGUUUAAUUUCGCCAUGGUGCUACUCAUCUUCCCCGCCAUACUCAGCAUGGAUCUGUAUCGCAGAGAAGAUCGCCGCUUUGACAUCUUUUGCUGCUUCAUCAGCCCAUGCUCUAACCGUGUAAUCCAGCUGGAGCCUCAGGCACUGGGCGAUGUAGGCCACUGCACUCCGCCUCCCUCCUACAGCAGCCACGGCUUCUCUCAGCACACGCACAUCACCAUGCAGUCGACAGUGCAACUGCGCACCGAGUACGACCCACGCACGCAAGCCUACUACACCACAGCCGAGCCACACUCUCGCAUCUCUGUGCAGCCGCUCCCCCCAAAUCACAACAACAACAAUAUUAACAACACCAGCUCCACGCGAGAUCUCCUCAACCAGUCUAGCGAGGUGCCAUCAGGUCACACAGAGCCAUCCUGUUCCCGCUGGACCUUCGCUUCGUUUGCAGAGAAGCACUACGCACCAUUCCUGCUGCAGCCUACCACAAAGGUGGUGGUGAUUGUGCUCUUCCUGGCACUACUUGGUGUCAGUCUGUAUGGCACCACAAGAGUGCGAGAUGGCCUGGAGCUGACCGACAUCGUACCACGUGAGACGGCUGAGUACGACUUCCUGGGUGCACAGUUCCACUACUUCUCCUUCUACAGCAUGUAUGUGGUGACACAGCGGGCAGAUUAUGCCCAGGACCAACCGCUGCUUUAUGAGCUUCACCAGCGCUUCGGCACCGUCGAAUAUGUGCUCCGUGACGAGCAAGGCCAGCUGCCACUCAUGUGGCUCCACUACUUUCGUGACUGGUUGCAAGGUCUGCAGGAUGCCUUUGAUAAGGACUAUGAGGCAGGCAAAAUCACACAGAAGGACUACGAGAACGGCUCAGAUGACGGCGUACUGGCUUACAAGCUCCUGGUGCAGACAGGUUGCAGAGAGAAGCCGAUCAACCUGGACCUGCUCACCAGACAUCGGCUGGUGGACGCAGACGGGAUCAUCAACCCCAAAGCUUUCUACAUCUACCUGACCGCAUGGGUCAGUACUGACCCGCUGGCCUAUGCAGCUUCUCAGGCUAACAUUCGUCCUCAUCCUCCAGAAUGGAUCCAUGAUCGCACCGACUCCAUCUCCAUCAGCAGGCUCACUAUUCCUUCAGCGGAGCCUAUUGAAUACGCACAGUUUCCCUUCUACCUCAACGGGCUGCGUGAGACACCCCAGUUUGUGGAGGCCAUUGAGAGUGUACGUGCCAUCUGCAACAACUACAGUCUCCUGGGUGUGCCCAGCUACCCAAACGGCUACCCAUUCCUCUUCUGGGAGCAGUAUGUCAGCCUUCGCCACUGGCUGCUGCUCUUCAUUAGCGUGGUGCUUGCCUGCACCUUUCUCGUGUGCGCUGUUUUCUUGCUCAAUCCAUGGACCUCUGGCAUUAUUGUGCUAGUGUUGUCGCUGAUGACCGUGGAGCUGUUCGGCAUGAUGGGGCUGAUUGGCAUCAAGCUUAGUGCUGUACCCGUGGUCAUUCUCAUUGCUUCCGUGGGCAUUGGCGUGGAAUUUACUGUCCACGUGGCUCUGGCCUUCCUCACUGCCAUAGGGGACAGAAAUAAGCGAGCGGUGUUGGCCCUGGAGCACAUGUUUGCCCCAGUUCUGGACGGAGCCUUCUCUACCCUGCUUGGAGUGCUCAUGCUGGCAGGAUCCGAGUUCGACUUUAUAGUCAAAUAUUUCUUUGCUGUAUUGGCCAUCCUUACCGUGUUGGGGGUCCUGAAUGGCCUGGUGCUGCUCCCGGUCUUAUUGUCCUACUUCGGCCCUUAUCCUGAGGUGUCUCCGGUGGACGGAAGUAGCCGAUUGCCCACUCCAAUUCUAGAGCGUUUUCCUCCAGUGGUGCACUUCACCAUGCAGCCAAACCACACUACUACUUCAACCACUGGAACUGGCUCAGACUCGUCUGACUCGGAGUAUAGCUCCAACUCCACAGCGUCGGGCAUCAGCCACGAACUCAAGCACUAUGACCUCCAGACCAGCAGGGGGCGAGCCACUCGAUCUGAAUUUGAUGACGUGCGGCUUAACACUGGGCCAAAACCAAGCGUUUAUCAUACAGACCCAAACAUCUUACCAUCUUACUCAGCUGGGAGAACAGACUCCAAGCAGCAGCCACACUACCGAUCCACUCACCCUCCUCACACUCAGGAUACUGGACCUCCGCUUACUCGUCGACACAUUGGACGUGAACCCAAGCGGGACGCAGGGCCCAGACAGGCUCCUCCUCCUCAUAGGCGGCGCACGGACGCAUUUGAAAGUGCCAGCCCUUAUGGGUCCAGAGAACAUUCGGCAACCCGCCAGCCUUACUCCCACACUUACUCUCACUCCAUGCACCCUGGAUCAGGCCCCACCUUAUGCCAGCCCAUCACUACUGUGACUGCAUCAGCCUCAGUUACAGUGGCUGUGCACCCAGGCGUGCCUGGCCAGAGCGCCCCCUACCCCUGCUACCCUUCCAGUGACAGCUACCCCUCUUCUGAGGAAGCCUAUGCUCGUGACAUGCACUUCUCCGACCCACAUGUGCCCUUCACAGAGCAGCGCUACAGUGCAGACUCCACAACGGAGGGCUUGGAGCUGCAGGAUUUAGAGUUGACUUCUCACUCAGAGCGCCACAUGGAUGCCUCCAGCUGAGUGGCUGAAUGUUGAAGCACAAAUGGCCAAAGAUGGGACGUCUGCUUUCUGAAGUAGAGGAGAAAUGGUGCUGCAGAGCGAGGCUACUUGGCAGUGCUUCCCUCUGUUACUGUAUAGCUCUAAUGUAUGUCUGCCUUAGAUUAUUCUAUAAAUAUUUUUAAAAAAUGUGUACACAAGUGUAAAUACAGGCGAGAAUAGUUAUAAUUGGACCUGGCUCGGUGUCGUCAGCCUGGGUGGUGUGUGUGUGUGCGCGUGCAAGUUGUGAUUACUGUCACUCCCUUCAUGUGUGUAUCUGUGCCAUGAGGAAGCUUCAUCUUAGACACACUUAUCAGCAUCCAGAUGGUGCUGUUGAGAUGUUGUUAUAAUGUACCUGUAUAAUUCUAUGCAAUGAUUUAUGAAUUGGUGUGUAAGAGUGAGCCAGUAUAUAUGUGUGUGUGUGUGUGUGUGUGUGUGUGUGUGUGUGUGUGUGUGUGUGUGUGUGUGUGUGUGUGUGUGUGUGCAUGUGUGUGCAUGCAUGUGUAAAGACAGCACGCACACACAAACAUGUUUAAUGAAUUAGAGUACGUAUAGAAGUGUGUAUGUGCACCCUAAACAAACAUUAUGAUUCAUUUCAGGGCAAACUGCAUUCUUUCAGCCAGCUGAUCAAAAAAAGUAAUAUUCUCAUUUGGAUUUUUCAUGUUUCUGAAACGCCUGUCCGAAAGUACCCAUGCAUUUCUACAGGGAUUUUGUAAACGUUUUUUUGUUGUUGUUGUUGUUGUUUUUUGUAAAUUUAUUAUUUUUUUUUUUUUUUACAAAGUGUAUAUUGGUUAAUAUAUUAACUGUAAUUACUGUGUAGUCUUUUUAUGGACAUAUUAUCAGACCUCAUAACAUGAAGUCAGGUCCUUUAAUGCAUCACUGUGUGGGAACUGCAAACAGACAAGCACCAUAUAUGUUUGUGUGGGCGUGCACGUGCAUGAUGGGUUUUGUGUGUGUUGAAGUAGAAUGUAUGCUUUAUACAAAUCUUAAUUUGCUUAUCACAAACCUGUGGUAGAUGAAAAAAGAAAAAGAAUCGCUGUUUAUCAGUGAAGCACGCCAUGCGUGAGAAUUUAGAAAUGAAGAAAGUUUAGAGAGCUUCUGCAUGCGGCUCUGCUGUGCUCUGCCUCAAAAUUUUCCUGUCCUUCUGGCUCGUUUCGAGUCGGGUUGACUGUAAAACACGGCCAUUUAGUGUGGAGCCUUGCUUGCGCUCGAGGCUGCGAACUGAAUUACUGUCAAAUCAUUAACAGAGUAGCGUAGCAGUAUGGGUGCAGUUCUCUCCUGACUGGCAGCGGUACUGUACACUCUGUAGCAUUCCUCUCUCCUCUAUUUCUUUUACAGUAGAAUGGCAUUAUUUCUUUGUUUCUUUAUUAUUGAUGCUUUAUUACACUAAUACACCUAAACCUCAUGUGGUGUAACCAGCUGUAGUCUCUGACAACACAGUGAUGUAAGCUAAUAUGUCGAUGAGCAGCAUGCAGGGUUUGACCACUAAAUGGCCGAACUUGACCAGCUUUUUCUGCCUUUUUUUUUUUUAAGGUCCGUCCACCUUCUCUGGCCCCAAUUUAGCACGUGCAGCUCUCUCCUCUGACCUCAGCUCAUAAAACUCUACAACACAAUGCUAUGACACUAAUUGGAAGUUCCUCCUUCGACCGCCAAAUGGCGCAUACAAGUGCUUCUGGGGUCAAUGGUCAGGAAGCCCCAAUUCUCUCUGGGUCUGGUGUGUGUUAUGAGGUGUGUGUGUGUGUGUGUGUGUGAGUGUGUGUGUGUGCAUAUGUGCAUAUGUGCGAGUGUAUGGUUUACACUUCUGGUCAAACCUCCCUCCCCCCUCCUGUAUGACUUCCUGUUAGACACUAGCAUGUCAGAAUUCACUUUCUUUGUUCUUCCUUCGUUUUCCUGUUUUGGUGAAGGUCCUGGCCUUUCGUCCACCGCUUGUGUGCGCUGUGUGUUGUGUUCUCCUAAAGUGUCACAUUGGCAGAAACAGGAGAGAAUCAUGGCUGGCAACUAUUGUUAUACAGUUUUUAUAUUCUGUUAUUUUUUUAUCUUUUUUUUUGUUUGUUUGUUUGCAAUAUUUAUAUUUUUGUAUUAUAAGAUAUUGUGUUUAAUAAUGGUCUUAAUGCCAGUUUUAACAAUGCAGGGAUCUUUAUGUCUGUCUAAAAACACUAUUAUGUUUUUUUUUGGUGUGUUCUUUCAUUAAUGGAUAUUGAUGUGUAUAAAGUGCUUACUAAUGUUAAAUAGGAAAAAGAGUAUAUAACAUUUACAAUACAGAUUCUUCACAGCUCUUAGAGGAUUUUAAAAGGAAAAUGAUCAAUGGUUUUUUGUUUUUUUUUUAACAGACUGCCAUUUUUUUCCUCAGCCGGUGUGGAUGUAUGUCAUUUUCAGUUACAAAGAUAAAUGUAUGCCAUAUAAUUUAUUUAUAUGAAAAUUUAUUUUUGUAGUGUACAUAGUAGUUGUCAAUCUAUUUGACAGAAGUAUAUUUUAAAGAGUUUAUAUGUAAUGCUACCAUUUUUUUUUUUUUUUUACUUUUUUUUUUAUUAUUAUUAAUUUGUGAGAACAUAACAGAGACAAUAAGUCAUUAAGGUGCACACUUUCACUGCUAACUUGUUCUCAGACAGCUAAAGUGCCCUUUUUACAGUGUUACCAUAGAACGGAGUAAAUGAACUCUGAUCAAACUGGGCUCGGGUUUUGUGAAAAGCUAGCCAUGAAAGUAGAAUAAAUAUGUACUAGCUCUCUAAAUAAUAAUGUUCAAACACUGAUAGAAUUCUAACAAAUAAAAAUAUUAUAACUUA